Messenger RNA from Xenopus tropicalis (tropical clawed frog), 2624 nucleotides. It is a transcript of the gene prpf39.2, whose product is annotated as PRP39 pre-mRNA processing factor 39 homolog, gene 2. The record is from RefSeq and is a predicted model, not a curated record. Gene Ontology annotation, cellular component: nucleus. Bases 70 to 2049 code for a protein of 659 amino acids. Lineage: Eukaryota; Metazoa; Chordata; Amphibia; Anura; Pipidae. The transcript is spliced from 14 exons. Gene Ontology annotation, biological process: RNA processing.
UGAUUCGCCAGAGGCAAGAGCGGGUGAAUAGCUUGAAGCGCUUGUCUCGCCUGACGUCACUUGGGCAAGAUGGCGACAGACUGGAGGUUGCCGAAAGCUGUAUGUGCAGAAGCUGAAGUUCCCUUUACCACUGAGGAGAGUGAUGAUGAGGGCGAACCAAGUGAUCCAAAAGAGCCAGAACUGCCGGCUGAGUUUAAAACACUUUGGGAGGAAGCCACAGAGAACCCAUACAACUUCAACGGCUGGGCAAAAGUGUUGGAGUAUGUUGAAACAAUGAAUAACCUUGUGGCAGGCAGAAAGGUCUAUGAUGCUUUUCUCACACGCUUUCCAUAUUGUUAUGGCUACUGGAAGAAGUAUGCUGACCUAGAACUUCAGUUACGUAAUACAGCUGAGACAGAAGAGGUCUACUGCCGGGCACUGCAGUCUAUUCCACUUAGUGUGGAUUUGUGGAUAAAUUACAUAACAUUUCUUAAAAACACCCUGGACACAGCACUGCCAGAAUCCAUUGAGAAACUGCAAGGAGCUUUUCGAUCUGCUGCAGCGGCUGCAGGCAUGGAAUUCCGCUCAGACAAAUUCUGGGAAAUGUAUAUAGACUGGGAGAUAAAACAAGGGAAUUUCAGAGAAGCUACAGCAGUCUAUGACCAAGUACUUAGUAUUCCCACCCAACUGUACAGGCAGCACCAUGAAAGAUUUAAGCAACAUAUCUCUGCCCAUGCACCUCAUGAACUUCUUAGAGAAGAGGAGUUUAAGUGGAUCUGCUCCAAAAUCAAGGCUGAAGGGGAAAACGAUCAAAUUGCUGCAGAAGACUCUCCAUCUGGUGAUGACCAGGAGAACCCAGUGGAUGUCACAGAUCCUGAAUUGCAGUCCAAAGUGAAAGCACAGGUUUUAAUUAUAAGGGAGCAGUUAUUUCUUCUUAAUGAAGCAGAGGUCAGGAAGCGGUGGAGUUUCGAAGAGGCGAUCACACGUCCAUAUUUUCAUGCCACGCCGCUAGAUCGUACCCAGUUGCAGAACUGGCGAAAAUACCUGGAUCUUGAAAUAUCUCAAGGCCGCCAUGAGCGCAUAGUGACAUUGUAUGAACGCUGCCUGGUGGCCUGUGCUUUAUAUGAGGAAUUCUGGCUGUCUUAUGUCCAGUAUAUGGAGCCUCAUUCUAUUGAAGCUGCCCGUUGUAUAUUGCAAAGAGCAUGUUGUAUUCAUUUGCCCUUGAAACCUACUCUGAGCUUAUACUGGGCAGCAUUUGAGGAAAAGCAUGGACAAAUCGACACUGCCCGUUCAGUCUUGUAUGACCUGGAAAAUUUGAUGCCUGGACUUGCCAUGGUUCGGUUAAGGCGCGUGAGUCUGGAGAGGCGGACUGGGAAUUUAGAAGAGGCCGAGCAUCUGUUGGAGGAAGCUGUGAAGAGCAGCUUGGGUACUGAACUAGCUGCCUUUUAUUCAGUCAAGCUGGCAAGGCUACUACUUAAGCUUCAGGGAAACAUGGAGAAGGCAAGAAAGGUUCUAACUGAGGCUUUGGAGAAAGAACCGGAUAAUCCACGGCUGCACCUCUGUUUGCUGGAGAUCGAGGUGUCCAGAGAAGGUUCACAGGGAGAAGCAGACGCUUUAUUAUGUGUGGAACGGGCACUAAAAAGCAGUCUUUCUGAUGAUUUCAAGAAAAUGAUAUCGCAAAGACGUCUGGAGUUCUUAGAAGAUAACAGCUCCAAUAUCACCAGUGUUCUUAGUGCCUAUGAUGAGCAUCAAAAGUUCCUGAAACAGGAAGAACUGAAGCGGCAAGCAGAGAAUGGGAGUGAAGAUGAAACAGAAGAAAAGAAACCCAAAACAGAAACUGUUGUUCACAUAUCCGCACCCCCUGUACAUGUUAACCGUAACACUUUACAUCCUCGUCCUAUGAAUUACAAUACCCUACUUCCUACUCCCACAGUUUCAGCACCACCAUAUAGGCCAAUGCUGGGAGCUCAUUACAGAGCACCAGCCUACGGCUAUGGACCCUGGUAUCAGAAUUAUAGUGCAUAUAACCCACCCCCAUGGAAUUACAACAGAUUUUAUCAGCCACAUUGAACCAAGCAUUCAGUUGACCUUGCAGGAGGCAACUUUGUAUCAGGCCAGGAAGUCCUGAGAGAGACUGAGCUUUCUGCCCCCACCAACUGCUUUCUUAUUGGGAGAGAAUGGAUCCCUGCAUGGUGCAGGCCUGGCAGUUUCAUUUUUAGCAUUGUUCUGUUUGGCAGAGGAUUUACCUUAAGGCGUCACAAGCGCCAUUACACAUACACAGUCUGUUUCUGUGUGUUUAUAACAAAUAUGAGUGCUGUGUUACCCUACAGCUGGCCAGUAGUGACAGUGAUGUUAUCCCCUUGUAAAUAAAAUGGACCAAUAAAGUUGGAGGAUUCCAGAUUAACAUCUAAGCUAUGACUUCUAGUCCUAUUUUGGGUUCUACCUCGGAACCUUAAUGGAGUACAAAAAAGUACAAACUGUUAUAACAAUUUAUUUGCUGAAACAACUGAGCACAGACAGUGGAAUAUUUUCAUAAUGUUCAGAAUCAUAAGGUCUCUCCCCUUCCAGCUCUUCAAGGUUUUUUGUUUUUUUUUGGCGUGUGUCACUCUGCUUUGUGCUCCAGUUUUAUGGCAUCAGUGGGGGGG